This is a messenger RNA of Bipolaris victoriae FI3, 216 nucleotides long. RefSeq lists its product as hypothetical. The record is from RefSeq and is a predicted model, not a curated record. The annotation marks the transcript as partial. The transcript has a single exon. Lineage: Eukaryota; Fungi; Ascomycota; Dothideomycetes; Pleosporales; Pleosporaceae.
CCAGCUGUUGCUGUUCUAGCACCUGAUUUUAUCAUUUUUGUACAGUUUAUAAUACUUUUACAAUCUACGCUAUCGUCAUACGACAUUUUUUUCUCUAAUACAGGCACCCACAGCGAAAGCUCGCUGUAUCUUUCAGAGUUUGCUGUUUCUAGUCGAAGUCCUUUUCCUGACCGAGCCGAAAAGUGGGUUUUUCGCCAGGUUGCGUGGGGAAAGUGA